AAAAGCCAACAAAAGAUGAAUUGGUUGAGUUAUUCAGCAGCUCAAAGUUUGCUGCUGGUACUUGGGAACAGUUUGUUUGUUAUCUUCCUAACAUGACACAAGAUACUGUUAGUAGCAUUAAACAUAGAGUGGAGGAAUUCUGUGCUAUUCAACCUAAUCCUAUCGAUUACAUGAGUGCUGUAGCUCAACACUAUUUUGAUAACAAUGCUGAUAUAAUAACAUGGAAAAGCAUCACUGUUGCACUGUUGAAUGCUGAUGAAAUUGAUUUAGCUCAUCAAAUAUUUGAUAAGCACUCAGAAAGUAGUAAAAAGGCUUGCAAGACUACUGUGAAGAGUGUAAUGAGAGCUCAUUAUUACAAGCUAAAAGAAGUUACAGAGAAUUGUCUGCAAAAAGUAGCUGAUAAAUUGUAUAGCAAGGGCUUAAUAAAUCGUGAAGUUCGAAGGAUGCCUACAUUUAAUAAAAUUGAUAUUGAAUUCUCUGCAUUGAUUUCUCUGCACACUGAUCAUGACAACAUAUCAGAGUUAGAAAAAAUUUGUAGCUCAUUCUUAUCUUGUAUUGCAAGUGUCGGUGGUCCAGCUAAAGAGGAGGCCAUUGCACUAGCAAGAGACUGGAAAAAUAGAAUAUUCAAAAAUCAUCAAAUAUUGUUCUCCCUCACAGAAUUUGUUCCAAAAGAAAUACAAUUUAGCUCAAAUAAUACGUUAGCAGUUGAACUUAAAAGCCUACCAAAAAAAUAUGCAAAGCUGGUGACUGAUAUUACUACAUAUUAUGCUUCCAGUGGAAAACAUGAUGCUAUCGUUAUUGCUCGAUGGGUUCAAGUUACUUUUGAUGAAACUGGUUUAGCACGUGAUCAUGUAACUGUUGAUGAAAUAUUUGAGCGAAUUCAACCUCAUCACAGUUUUAUUGAUAUUGAUGCAUUGAUUGAUCUUGUAGAAGCUUAUCCUAUUGACAAUUCUGCAUUACAGACUAGGUUUGCUGAAUAUAAUGAUAUCAUUGGUGAAUUUAUUGAUUCAGCAAAAAUCAAUGAUAUUAUUACUACUAUUGAAGCUGAAAUUAGUGCUGGGGAAAGUAUCAGUCCUAAAAUCAUUCUCAAACUUUCUGGAAAAUGGAAUGAUAAAACCAUUGGCCACCUUCGCAAGCUAAUGAAAUAUUUAUUUGAUGAGGAAGAAAAAUAUAUUAUCAUAAGGAAGUUUUUACAAGGAUCAAUUUGCAUAUCAUUUUCCACAAGAUCGGUUGUUUAUAAAUCUCUCAUUGUGAAGUCAGAAGCUAAAUUACACUUCUUACAUCUUCUUGGUAUAUUUCAACUAUACAUUGACAAUCAAACUAUCAUUGACAUAGAAGAAGAUAUUAGCUUCACAUUUGAAGAUUCACUUCUAAAAUCUCUUGCAAGUAUUGAAAGUAAUCUAGAGUACUACAAAAUCUCAUUACUUUUGAUAGAACUUCAAUUAAAACUAAAUUAUCAAAACACAGAAGGCCAGACUGCACUGAUGCUAGCUAGCGAAGGUGGACAUAUUGAAGUUUUAAAAUCGCUUUUACAAAAUGGUGCUGAUCCUUUUAUACAAUUUCCAGAUAAUAAAGGGUACAUUGGAUUGAACAGUUUAGCAUGCACUGCUCUCUCUCAGCAUAUAUUCAAAUCAAUUGGAGGAGAAAAAAUAAUCGGACACGCCCCCAAAUAA
Molecule: messenger RNA, 1673 nt
Organism: Amphimedon queenslandica
Lineage: Eukaryota; Metazoa; Porifera; Demospongiae; Haplosclerida; Niphatidae
Exons: 3
Molecular function (GO): protein binding
Source: RefSeq, a predicted model, not a curated record